AUGGGUCAGUUGACUCGCAAACGCAAACGUGGAUCCACUGGCGCUACCGAUGCUGACACGCCCUCCACGAUGUCCAGCACUCAACGCACGACACCACCGGCUCUCAGGACAACCAAUGGCAACACAUCGGACGUGGAGACGGUUCGCACCGACGAUGACGGACCCAAUCAUCGCAUGUCUUCGGCCGCCAACCUGUCCAUCGAUGUGACGCUCGACAAGAGUCAGUCGCAGACACAACACCUCGUGAUUGACAGUCAGCCCAACGUUGACAGCGAUGACGGUGUCGAUGAGAUACUGUCUCAGAGGGCGCCCCCAGAGCCCAUCGCACAACCCAUGGAUCAAGACGUGGAUCCGAUGGACGACAACGAGGAGGACAUGGAUAUGAGUAACCGUUGGGGCGAUGACUACGAGGGGCCGUCGUUUAGCGGUCCGACUGAGACUCAGGUGCACCGGAAGGUCAACGAACACACCGCCGAAGCCGAACAGAGGGCUAAACUGAAUGUCGCCGAAUGCGGUGCCAUUGAGUCCAUAACUCUCCAGAACUUCAUGUGUCACUCGAACUUCUACAUGGAUUUCGGUCCGCGCAUAAACUUCAUCGUCGGUCGCAAUGGCAGCGGCAAGAGUGCGAUACUGACGGCCGUAGUGCUGGGACUGGGAGGUCGGGCGGCGACCACAUCCCGGGGCAAAGGCAUCGCAUCAUUCAUAAAGAGCGGCGAAUCGCAGGCGAAGAUAAUCCUGAAGAUCUGCAACUCGAACGACGCGUUGGGCGGCAAAAGGGGUUAUAAUGCCGACCACUACGGGAAGUCCAUCAUAAUUGAGCGCACAAUCAACGCGAGCGGUGCCUCCAGUUAUAAGCUUAAGUCGGCGGCCGGUAAGCUCGUGGCCGACCGCAAGGAACAGUUGGAUUCGAUGAUCCGCUACUUCAACAUACAGGUGGAUAACCCAAUCUGUGUGUUGAAUCAGGAGGUGUCGCGAAACUUCCUGAACACCAAGAACUCGAGGGAUAAGUACACGUUCUUCAUGAAGGCUACGCUUCUGGAGGACGUGAAGAACGAUUACGCGGCCGCUGAGACGCACCGGACUAUAUCGCAGAAGAUCUUGGACCAGAAGAAGGCAGUGAUUCCCGACACCACUCGUGAUCUCAAGGAAUUGGAGCGAAAGGUGAAGAUGUUUAACGACUUGGAGAACCAUAAGGAGAGGUUCGCGCGACUCAAUGGUGAGGCCCUGUGGGCGCUCGUCAACGAGCAAAAGGCGGCCUUUGAAGACGUGAGGGCACAGGUAGUCGUGUUUGAGAAGCGAGUGGAGACUCAGUUGCGGAAAGUGGAUGAGGAGAAGGCGGCGAUCGCGCAGUUAGACACCGAUAAGACGGACACUAUGGCGCGUAUGAACUCAUUGCUCGAAGACGUGAAUCAGACAAAUGAUGCGCUCGAAGAGCUUAAGACGCAAGUGAAUGAUAUUAAAGAAAAGAUUAGGACUAAGGAAAGGGAUGAGAGGAGUGUCACCACUGAGCGCAAUGUCACCACUAAUGAUAUUAAGAAUAUCGAGAAAAAGAUCAAAGGAUAUGAACAGCAGUUCAGUAAUGAGAGCCACAACCGAAGGAAAGCCGAUAUUUCGAGCCUUAAGGAGGAAAUGGACGGUUUGAAAGCAGAGGAACAAACACUUCUGCAACAGUUCCAAGAGUUGGAUCAAUCGAUGCAAGCGUUGGCCGAUAAAGGGCUGGCAAUGACACAGGAGAGGAAUGGGUUGGGAGGCGCUAUCGCCGGCAAACAGCGUGACAUUCAGCGCCUGAAUCAGAGCCGCGAGGAUCAGCUCAAGAAGUUUGGCCCCAAAUACCCAGAACUAGUGAAACGCAUCGAUGAGGCGCACCGGAGGGGUGUGUUUAAGCAGAAGCCGUUGGGUCCGAUCGGGAAUCACAUAAAACUAAAGGACUACUCGUGCGCACUGGCCGUCGAGUUGUGUCUCAAAGGCCUGAUAUAUGCCUUUUGUUGCGAUAAUAUGGACGACAAGAGACAAUUGGAUGAUAUAAUCAAACGAGUGUUCGGUGAGCAACGAAAGCCACCGAUAGUGACCCGACCUUUCGGGCGCCGACACGACGUGAGCCAACACUGCGUCCGUAGCGCUGACUACAAGAGUCUGUUUGAGUUAAUGGAGAUGAAAGAGGACGCGAUCGCCAACUGUGUCAUCGAUCAGUGUCGCGUCGAACAGAUUCUCUAUAUUCCCGACUAUACGGCCGCCGAAGAGCUACUCAUGAGUAGAGAGACAUCGCCGAUGAACUGCUAUCAGGCGUACACAUCGGACGGGUGUGUGAUGUUUCCGCAAACGCGUGGCUCGGAUUACAAGUCGUACGCCAAUCGUAACAAACGAAACGCCAAUAUAUUGAUGAAAAACGUGGACCAAAUGGUGGAUCAGUUGAUGAAAGAGGUGAAUGAGAUGAAUGAGAGGCUCCAGAAGUCGGAGCAGACGCUCCAGAGUCACAGACAAGCGAUGGAUAAUAAGAAGCGAGAGAUGAAUGAGUUGGACAAACGUAAGAAGCAGAUCCGCACGGAGACCAUCAAUAAGGAUAGGAAACUGAAGGAAUUGGAAUCCAUUGGUGACUCACCGCCAGUGGAGAUAUCGACUCUCGAGGAAGAGCUGCAGACGUUUGGCGCGAAGUUGUCUGAACUCGAAGAGCGCAGGAAAGUGGUUCAGGAAGAGUUGGAAGCGCUGAAAGUGGAGUACCAGGGAUUGGACGCACAGAUGACCACAAAGAAGCAAGAAAAAGAUGAUUUGUUGGAUUCGAGGCCACCGCUGAAGUCGCGUCUGGAGGCCAUCAAAACAAAGAUAGCGAACCACACGCUGGCGCUCAAGGAAUACGAGCGCAAAAUGGCGGACACGGAGGCGCUGAAGACUGCCGAGGAGGAGAAGAUGGCGGUCAGGGAACAGGAGUUCGAAAACGGAAAGCAAGAGGCAAUGAAACAGACGGGCGAAGAGAUGCGGACGCGGAGGUCGUCGAAGACUGUGGUGAAUGAGAUAAAACAGUUGCAGAAGUUUCUGGACCAACAGGAGAGCAGUAUUGGCCAAAAGGAUCAGAUCUACAGACAAUACAAAGAGUUGUCCACUCAUUACAAGAGGAUUAAGACGGAAGUGAAUGACACGGAAAGGCAUUUAAGGCAUCUGAAGAAGUCGCUGGACCUGCGACGGCGCGGUUACGUAGAGCUCAGGAACUUCUACUCAAUGAUGACGAAGAUCUUCUUCUUGGAUAUACUGAAACACAAGGGUUUCUGCGGUUCUCUCGAUAUAUACCACACGCAGAGGGAAGUGAACGGAGAGCUCAAGAAGUCGAAGACUUUGGAGAUUAAAGUGAACCCCAAGUCCAUGGACGACAGUCAAGCGCGCAGUAGUCAGAUGUCGACCACCGGUUCCUAUAGCGACACCCGUUCCCUGUCGGGCGGCGAGCGCUCGUACUCGACGGUGGCGUUCAUACUGGCGCUCUGGGAGUCGGCGCAGUCGCCCUUCAAGAUCCUCGACGAAGUGGAUGUGUUCAUGGAUCUCAUGACCCGUAAGAUAUCGUUGGACACUAUGAUUGAGUUCGCGUCCCAGAAGUCGGGCAAACAAUACAUAUUCCUGUCGCCGCUGAAGCUCCAGAACCUGUCCAACCAGGAGCUGAUCCAUAAUCACAAGAAAUGCAUCGAAAUCUCGGAGCGAUAUAUGGCUGACGAGGAAGUGGUGCCACAACCAGAAUUGAGUGCGACCACCGCUGGCCAACAGGUGUGGACCCGACACUACUCGACCAUAUCUAAUGACACGCCGGCGCCCACCGGCAAGUCAAAGGUCGGUGCCGUCCAUAUACUGAAGCAAAUGUUUGGUUACGUUUGGCCUAAAGAUCGACAGGAUUUACGCAAACGAGUCGUCCUAUCCAUGGGUUUAUUAAUCGUCGCAAAGGUGAUCAACGUGGAGGUGCCCUUCAUAUUCAAACACGGCGUCGACCACUUAAACGCGAACGCCGGCAAUGUGUUGGCGCUGACCGACCCGUCCAGUACUGUCAUGACAGUGGCCGCCGCUCUCAUGAUUAGCUAUGGUAUGGCCAGAGCGGGCUCCUCCCUGUUCAAUGAGCUCCGGAAUGCCGUGUUUGCCAAAGUGGCGCACGACUCCAUACGCCGUGUGGCCAACAAUGUGUUCACUCAUUUGCAUCAAAUGGAUCUCAACUUUCAUUUGAAUCGACAGACGGGCGCUCUCUCUAAGGCCAUCGAUAGGGGCACCCGUGGCAUCAAUUUCGUGUUGAGUGCACUGGUAUUCAAUGUGGUGCCGACCAUAUUCGAGGUGGCCCUGGUCAGUAGUAUUAUGUACUAUAAGUUUGGCGGAGAGUUCGCCGCCAUAACACUGGGCUGUAUCGGAGCCUACACUGCAUUCACGUUAGGCAUCACUCAAUGGAGGACUAAAUUCCGGGUUCACAUGAAUAGAGCGGAGAACGAGUCCGGAAAUCAAGCCAUCGAUUCACUCAUUAAUUACGAAACCGUUAAAUACUUUAAUAACGAGUCAUAUGAGGCCAAGAAGUAUGACUCUCUGCUUAAGAAGUAUACGGACGCCUCGCUUAAGACGACCACCAGUUUAGCGCUUCUCAACUUCGGUCAAAACGCCAUUUUUAGUGCCUCUUUGGCCGCUAUUAUGAUACUGUCGGCCAAAGGCAUUGUCGCCGGAAACAUGACUGUCGGCGAUCUGGUUAUGGUUAACGGUCUGUUGUUUCAGUUAUCACUGCCAUUAAACUUCUUGGGAUCCGUUUACCGAGAGAUUAGACAAUCACUAAUUGAUAUGCAGACUAUGUUUAAUCUGUUAAGCCUUCAGACAUCUGUUAAGGAGAAGCCCAAUGCACCGGCCCUUAUACUGACGCACAAGGAGGCGGUCGUGAGGUUUGAAAACGUGUACUUCGAGUACGUGAAGGAUCAGCCGAUUCUGAAUAACCUGUCGUUUGAAGUGCCGGCCGGCAAAUGGAUAGCACUGGUGGGCAGCAGUGGUUCGGGAAAGUCGACAAUCGUUCGCCUCCUCUACCGGUUCUUUGACCCACAAAAGGGCCGAAUACUCAUCAAUGGGAACGACAUCCGCGACUACAGCCUGGAUAGCCUGCGCCGCACGAUAGCUAUUGUACCGCAAGACACCGUACUCUUCAAUAACACCAUUAAAUAUAAUAUAAAUUACGGAGACUUUGCUAAGAGUGAGGAACAGGUGUAUGAGGUGUCGGAGAUGGCAGAGCUGCACGACUCCAUACAGCGCUGGCCCGAGAAGUACGAGACCCGAGUAGGGGAAAGGGGUCUCAAGUUGAGCGGCGGUGAGAAGCAGAGGGUCGCCAUUGCUAGGGCUGUGCUUAAGGACAGCCCUAUUCUGGUGUUCGAUGAGGCGACCUCUUCACUCGACUCCAUCACCGAAUAUAAAAUAAUGACAGCAUUGCAUAGAGCGACACAAAACCGGACGGCUAUAGGAAUCGCUCACCGAUUGUCUACUGUUGUGAACGCCGACAAUAUCUAUGUCUUAUCCGAUGGCCGAGUGGUGGAGAGCGGCAACCAUUUCAACCUCGUGUCCAAAUCGGACAGUCUUUACGCCAAUCUGUGGGCAAAACAGCACCAAAUCGAUCGGGAAUUACAGACCAAACAAAUGCACGAAAAUGUGUUGAAUUAGAGCAAAUGUUUGUUAAAUUUAGACUCAAUUUGUGAGGUUUUCUAAUAUA
Molecule: messenger RNA, 5698 nt
Organism: Oppiella nova
Lineage: Eukaryota; Metazoa; Arthropoda; Arachnida; Sarcoptiformes; Oppiidae
Source: the annotation of a GenBank genome assembly